GAGCUGAGACCUGGUGCCGAGCGCCGGGCUAGCGGUCCGGGACCCUGAUGCUGUUGGUUCACAUCCUGUCGGCGGGCCCCGAGGCCGCGGGGUCCAGGCAGAGUCCGGACAAAGGCCACCUGGUCUUCCGAGUGCAGGUGCGGUGCGGCGGGCGCAGACACACGCUGUCCAGGCGCUACAGCGAUUUCCACGCGCUGCACCGGCGGAUCAAGAAACUGUACCAAGUGCCUGACUUUCCCUCCAAACGCCUGCCUGGCUGGAGAACCAGAGGGCUGGAGCAGCAGCGGCUGGGCCUGGAGGCCUAUGUGCAGGGCAUCCUGCACUUGAACCAGGAAGUACCCAAGGAGCUUCUGGAAUUCCUGGGUCUUCUGCACUCCCCCGCAGACCUCAAGACCAGCAGCUGGGGAGCCGCUGCCCAGCGUGGUGGUCCGAGGUGUUCUCCAGGGCCUCUACAGCAGCCUGCCCGACAGCCAGCCAGAGGCUUGCGGCCACUGACCCCCCGGAAACAGGCCACCUGUCAGCACCAUCACAUGCCCCUGUUCCAGCAGCCCAGACAAGGGGCAUGGCCACUGUCCUCUAGGUCUGGGCCUGGGAUUCAGCCCCCAAGCUCCAAGUUCAGCGGCAGCCCAGAUCCCGGUACAGGACUGGGGACAGGGUGAGAGGACAAGGAUGCUUUGAGGGGUCCGACUGCUUCGAGUGGGGGUUACUCCUUUACUCCUAGCAGCUGGGUGAGGUGCAGCUGGAGGCAGUUUAGACGUGAGGAGCCAACAGAGCUCCUGGUGGACAU
Molecule: messenger RNA, 787 nt
Organism: Sorex fumeus (smoky shrew)
Lineage: Eukaryota; Metazoa; Chordata; Mammalia; Eulipotyphla; Soricidae
Product: sorting nexin-22-like
Exons: 5
Coding region: 48-659 (203 amino acids)
Molecular function (GO): phosphatidylinositol phosphate binding
Source: RefSeq, a predicted model, not a curated record